Pygoscelis adeliae (Adelie penguin) is the source of this 1143-nucleotide messenger RNA. It is a transcript of the gene CCNB1, whose product is annotated as cyclin B1. Gene Ontology annotation, molecular function: cyclin-dependent protein serine/threonine kinase regulator activity. Gene Ontology annotation, biological process: mitotic metaphase chromosome alignment; mitotic cell cycle phase transition; regulation of cyclin-dependent protein serine/threonine kinase activity. Gene Ontology annotation, cellular component: mitochondrial matrix; cyclin B1-CDK1 complex; cytoplasm. Lineage: Eukaryota; Metazoa; Chordata; Aves; Sphenisciformes; Spheniscidae. The transcript has 8 exons. Bases 1 to 1143 code for a protein of 380 amino acids. The record is from RefSeq and is a predicted model, not a curated record.
AUGGCUACCAGGAGGGCGCUGAGGGCCGCUGCCAAGGAGGAGGUGCUGCCGCCAAUCCCGGAGUCCAAGCCGGAGCCCCAGCCAGACCCUUCCCAGUUGGAGACUCAGCCUCUAACCCCCAUGGAGACGUCUGGAUGUGCCCCAUCAGAGGACAUGCUGUGUCAGGCUUUUUCUGAUGUCUUGCUUGAUGUGGAAGACGUAGAUGUGGACGAUGGUGCUGACCCAAACCUCUGCAGUGACUAUGUGAAGGACAUCUACAAGUAUCUGAGAGACCUUGAGGAAAAUCAACCUGUAAGACCAAAAUACCUGGCCGGCCAGGAAAUCAAUGGGAACAUGCGUGCCAUACUAAUAGACUGGCUUGUGCAAGUACAGAUAAAAUUCAGACUCCAGCAGGAGACCUUGUAUAUGGCAGUUGCUAUCAUUGAUCGCUUCCUGCAGGACAAUGCCGUUACCAAGAAGACGUUACAGCUGGUUGGUGUCACAGCUAUGUUCAUUGCCAGCAAAUAUGAAGAGAUGUUUCCCCCACAUAUUGGAGACUUUGCCUAUAUAACUGAUAACACUUACACAAAGUUCCAAAUCUGCCAGAUGGAGAUGAAGAUCCUGCAAGCCCUGGACUUUGAUCUGGGUCGCCCUCUCCCUCCACACUUCCUAAGAAGGGCUUCAAAGAUUGCAGAGGUGGACUUGGAGCAGCAUGUUCUGGCCAAGUACCUGAUGGAGUUGUCCAUUGUGGACUAUGAUAUGGUUCACUUCCCUCCAUCCAAGACCGCAGCGGCUGCUUCCUGUUUGGCUCUGAAACUGCUCAAUGGAUGUGAAUGGACUCCAACUCUGCAACACUACAUGUCUUACGCUGAGAGUGACCUUCUCCCAGUUAUGCAGCACAUAGCAAAGAACAUAAUUCUUGUGAAUGAGGGCGUUACCAAGCACGUGGCAAUCAGGAACAAAUACGCCAGCAGCAAAAAUGCCAAGAUAAGUGCCAUUGAACAGCUGGACUCUUCUAUCAUAUGGAAGCUAGCCCAGCAUCUGAUUAAGAAGUUCUGCGGCAUCUCGGUGGAGGCUGUGAACAGGGCGAGGCGUCGGCGAGCCCUGGGGCCGGCCCGUGUCAGGUCGGAGCACAGGCAGGAGUGGCGGCACAGGCUCCGCUAA